Pseudo-nitzschia multistriata is the source of this 2265-nucleotide messenger RNA. Lineage: Eukaryota; Bacillariophyta; Bacillariophyceae; Bacillariales; Bacillariaceae. The record is from the annotation of a GenBank genome assembly.
GUUUGGCCUCCAACAAUCGUUUUUGAAUCGGGGUGCAAAAACAAAACACACACAAUACAUACCGUACCGUACACUCUGUGCUCGUAAUCGUCCUCGGAUAACAGCAUUGUGCCGACUCCCCACUGCCGAAAUAGAAAAACCAGAAGCACGCAACAAAUAGAUACACAUCACAUCCACCCUGCAGCAAGCCCGUCCACGAGACCGAACACAGACGCUGUAAUAAAUCAAAACACAAAAGAGAAAGCACAAAAGACAAAAGACAAACAACCAUGUCCCAGAUCCGCGACGUCAACCCCAAUGCCGAGAUCGUCUCGAGAGUCCAGGCCCGCGCCGUGAACGUCGCCGCCGGGGUUGGCCUGCUGAACGUUCUGAAAUCCAACCUCGGGCCCCGCGGGACCCUCAAGCUCCUGGUCGGGGGGGCGGGSCAGCUCAAGCUCACAAAGGACGGCCUGGUCCUGCUGAAGGAGAUGCAGAUCCAGCACCCCACCGCGGUGCUGAUCGCCCGGACCGCCACGGCGCAGGACGACAUCACCGGGGACGGGACCACCUCGACGGUGCUCCUGUGCGGAGAGCUCCUCCGGCAGGCCGAUCGGCACGUCUCGGAGGGCGUGCACCCGCGGAUCGUCGUGGAGGGGCUCGAAAAAGCCAGAGAAGCCGCCCUGGAAUACCUGAACGAGAUCAAAACGAGCUUCGAGGCCGAGGCCAUGAUCCAGGACCGGGAUCUCAUGACGAGCAUCGCCUUUACCUCGCUUGCCACCAAACUCGACAACGACUCCAGCCUCAAGCUCAGCGAGGCCCUCGUCAGCUCGGUCCAGUGCAUCUACGCCGGAAAGGACUCCCCCAUCGACCUCAGCCGCAUCGAGAUCAUGCCCAUGCCGAGAUCGACCAACGACUCGAGGUUCGUCAACGGGAUCGUCCUGGACCACGGGGCCCGCCACCCCGACAUGCCCGACGUCCUGACCAACUGCCGGAUCAUGACCCUCAACACGAGCCUGGAAUACGAAAAGACGGAGACGCAGUCGGGCUUUUACUACUCCUCGGCCGAGGAACGGGAAAAGCUGGUGGAGAGCGAGCGCAAGUGGCUCGACGAGCGGUGCCGGCAGAUCGUGGACUUUAAGAGGAGCGUCUGCAAGGACGGCGAAGUGAGUCAACCGCAAAAUCUGGUUUGGUUUGGUUUGGUUUGGUUUGGUUCCCGAGUGGCCGACGCGCAUCCGUGCCCGUUUGGUGUUUUGUGGGGAGAGCCGGUCGUGGAAACGAUUCUGCGUCUCUAGCCGAUGUUUUGUGUUGCCCGCUUUGCCACCGACUCGAUCGUCCGUGCACCCAUCUGACGCUUUCUUCUCUGUCUUGUUCUUAGUCGUUUGUCAUUAUCAACCAAAAGGGUGUCGACCCAUUGAGUCUGGAUAUUUUUGCCAAGGAGGGAAUCUUGUGCCUGAGAAGAGCCAAACGGCGCAACAUGGAACGCCUCACCCUCGCCUGCGGCGGAUCUCCCAUCCACUCGCUCCAGGACAUCGACGAGUCACAGCUGGGUUACGCCGGGAAGGUAUCGCAGAUCACGCUGGGGGAAGAGAAAUACACGUUCGUGGAGGACUGCGAAAAGGCCGAAUCGUGCACCAUGCUCCUCCAGGGACCCAACGAGCACUCGCUCAACCAGGCCAAGGAUGCCAUCAAGGACGGGCUCAGGGCCCUCAAGAACGCCCUGGAGGACAACGCGGUCGUGGCCGGUGCCGGGGCCUUUGAGGUUGCCACCGCGUGGCAUUUGCAAAAGAACGUCCUCCCAAAGGUGGCGGGCAAGGCAAAGCUCGGGGUCCAAACCUUUUGCGACGCCCUCCUGGUCAUCCCGAAGACCCUCGCCGAGAAUUCCGGCCUGGACGUCAUAGACACCCUGCUCAAGCUGCAGGACGAGCACUCCGAAUCGGGCCUGCUGGUCGGCCUGGACGUCAAGACGGGAGAGGCCAUCCUGCCGAGCGACGAAGGCAUAUGGGACAACGUCCGGGUCAAGCGGCAGUCGCUCUACCUGUCGACGGUCCUGGCCAGCCAGCUGCUGUUGGUGGACGAGGUCAUGCGCGCCGGAAAGAACAUGGGAAAACAACCGAGUCCGAUGGACGACAACUAACGCAAAGGCCUCGGCCCGUGUGGUACGGUAAUUGCCAAACAGAAACCAAUCGACGCUGUCGGUCUAAUUAGAUAUCGCGCGCUUUCAUAGACUAGGUACUAGGUGUGGUUGUGAUUAUCGUUGUCCAUCGACUGACUUAAAGUUCUUAGAGC